CACCCUUCAAUAUUCUUCAAGACUUUGAGUUUUCCACAUUUAGAGAUAUCUUACAUGCACAAAUGAUAGAGCUAGAAGAAAUGAACAAUGGUAAAUCUAAAUCUGCAGACCCUCUUUCUGAAGAAGAGAUGUCUCAUAUUUUCAAUCACCCAGCCUUAUCUUGUGACAUUCCAGAAGGCUUAUUUAGAAGAAUCUUUUUAUGGAUAGGUUGUUGCUCAGCCAGGCGUGGAGGUACUUAUCAGGAAAUUAUGUAUGAUCAUUUCAAAAAGCAUGAGGAUGGUGGGUUUUAUCUUGUAAUUAUUCAUGAUAAAACACACCAAGGGGGUUUAUACCAUCGUUCACAUUCUGGUUAUAAACAACCACUUAGCCAUAUUAUUCCACCAGAUGAAAAAGGAACUAUUGGAGCUUGUGCAGAUAUUCAAAAAUAUAUUGAUAUGCGUCCUUCUGAUGCUGAACCUAACUUUUUUUACAAAUUA
Entrophospora sp. SA101 is the source of this 476-nucleotide messenger RNA. The record is from the annotation of a GenBank genome assembly. Lineage: Eukaryota; Fungi; Glomeromycota; Glomeromycetes; Entrophosporales; Entrophosporaceae.